Messenger RNA from Phycodurus eques (leafy seadragon), 2789 nucleotides. RefSeq names its product pleckstrin homology domain containing, family B (evectins) member 2 (gene plekhb2). NCBI's taxonomy places the organism in Eukaryota, Metazoa, Chordata, Actinopteri, Syngnathiformes, Syngnathidae. Gene Ontology annotation, cellular component: membrane. The transcript is spliced from 8 exons. The record is from RefSeq and is a predicted model, not a curated record. Bases 195 to 866 code for a protein of 223 amino acids. Gene Ontology annotation, biological process: regulation of cell differentiation.
CCACAUAGCCGACAAUUUUAAAGCCUCGCUGGAAGUUUCGUUGCAAAAUUUGCUAAACAAUUUGGCUCACGUUUUUCGUCCGGAGAAGGUCAUCUUGUCAAUUAUUUUGAAAAACCAUCUCACUUCCGCUUUUAGGUUUCAAGUUGAAGCCUUCAUAAUAUUUCCACAGCUACAACAAACCAGGUGCUGCCAACAUGGCUAUGGUGAAGAGUGGCUGGCUCCACAGGCAAAGUACCAUACUGCGGCGCUGGAAGAGGAACUGGUUUGACUUGUGGUCGGACGGACGCCUGGUCUUCUAUAACGACCAGCAGCGCCGGGACAUGGAGGACGACAUUCACAUGAGGGUGGACUGCAUCAACAUCCGCGGUUGCGCCACGUGUCAAGAGUUGAACCCUCCGGACGGGAAGACGCGCGACGCUUUGCUGCAGAUCGUGUGCAGGGACGGAAGGGUUAUCAGCCUCUGUGCGGACAGUGCAGAUGAUGCGCUGGCAUGGACCAUGGCACUGCAGGAUGCCAGAAUUAAUACGAUGGUCGCAACUCCUCAGGUGGGCUUCACGCCGGAGGUGAUGGACCCCGCUCCACCGCCAUACUCAGAAUACGCCACCCCACCCCAGUUCUACACUCAGGGCCAGUACGGAGAUUAUGUUGCACCUUCUCCGCAAGCGACACAGAUCGUCUAUGCUGCCGACGGGCAGCCCUAUGCCGUCGCAUACCCUUAUCAGUACCCAGGUGGCUACACCGCGCCCGGCGUCAACCACGUGGUGAUCCAGGAGCGCCAGCGCGACAACGGCGGGGACGUGGCCAUGGGCAUGCUGGCGGGAGCGGCGACGGGUCUGGCGCUGGGCUCGCUCUUCUCCGUCUUUUAAGUAGUUUGUGCGUUGGCGUUUGUCUACGAGAGCAAAUAUCGCUUCCUGUCCACUCCACACGUUUAUGCAGCAAUCUGCUUCCUCUCUGCCUACGACGCGUUCAGGACGGUCCUGAAAUAUUCAAUUAACUUCCGCACUUUCCUCAAAGCUUUCAGACAUCACGAUGCUGGUUGAUUUCUAUGCAUCCAUUUUCUGUAACGUUUUCCCCAUGAGGAUGGCACCUGAGCUGGUGUCCGUCCAAGGCCGGAAAGUAGUCACGGCGCUUCACUUUUUCCACAUUUAUUUAUGUCCAGUGUGAAGCCCAGCAUGUUCGCGGUUCGGCAUUCAAGAAUUCGCAGAUUUUUGGAGGGAACCUAUUCCUCGUUAUUCGCUGAAAAACUUAAUUAUGUGCCCAAGGAAGUAAAAUAUGUUCAGGUUAGUUGAGAAAUUUCAUUUCAAUAUAAGUGUUGUGGCACCAUCUUGUGGCAUCAUUGCUGAUUUUUUGCUGUUCACGGUGUGAUUCCUAUACAUGUGAUGUCUUUGUUUGUUUGUUUUUUUUUUUUAAUACAUUUGUUAAAACAAACUAAUCCCUUUUGAAAUACGGCUAACAAAACAAAAUGUGGAAAAGGCAAAGAGCUGUGAAUACUUUGCAGAUGCACUGAACACCGUGGACUGGCUGAUGAAGAAAUCCACGCAGAACAUGCAAACUCCAGAAAUUCGAACCAGGAACCUUUUGACGGUGAGGCAGAAGCGUUAACCACUUAAUCAUUAUGAUUUCAUUUCUUCUUCAUCAGCAUUUUUUAGUGAACGAUAGAUACAUCGCUUUAUCAUUGGACAGCACAGCGAUGCAUGCGGCUAUCACCUCUGCCUCAGUCAGAGGUUCUGGGUUCGAAUCUCUGCUUCAAUAAUUUCAGGAGUCUUCAAUUAACCUCACAUGUCUUUGGAAUGGGAGGAAGCAUGGGUACCCAGAGAAAACCCACGCGAAUGAAUCUGGUCAAACGCUCUCUAUCGUGAAGCCUUUAGGAACAUUUUAACAUUCUUGUAUUGACAUAAAUUAACUGUACUUCUCACAUUGUGCUGGUUAUCGGCACCCCCCCCCCCCCCCACCAUCACUGGUAUCCUGAUGUGGUGGCAUGACGAAAAAGAAAAAGAAAAAAGUCACUUAUUACUUCACUGGCUUUGAUGGGUGUUGAAUUCAAAUAUCCAUGUUAACAUGGAGGCCUGGCUGUGAUCAACUGUAAAUUGUACCACUUUUAGGGUUACUGUACGUUGAUCUUAAGAGCCAUAUAUUUUUUUGUUUGUUUUCUACUGUGUCGUUCGUUAUAUGUUGGAUUUUUUUUUCACAUUUUUUGUUUGUAAAACAUGGUACACCAUUUGAUUUGGAAUGUGGUCAUAUGACAACGUUAGCUCUUCUCGAUCAACUAGCUCAAAUUCACGUAAUCUGUUAGGUACACCAGCUACACUCCUCAUUUACCUUUCAUCCAAAGAAAGAAAAGUUUCUCGAUAGGCUGGUCUGCAGUCUUCUACGUCCAUGCCUUUCUAAUUUCCUCAUGUAUUAUUAGUUGCGUCUUCCCUUUUUCACAAAGAAAACAGAAGUUAAAUGUGAUCGUUUUGUUUCAUACUGGCAGCUCCUAUAUGGUGUGUUUCAUUACAUUUCAUUGAGCUGAUUUUGUUUGUGUGGAGAUCCAGUUACAUUUCUGUUCAUUUUAUUAUACAGUAUACUAAUACAUUAAUUUAUAUCAUUUCAGCUCAGUCUGACAUGACUUUGUUCUCAGUAAAAAUUAAGUUAAUUUAUAGCACUAACGGAAGCAAUGUGUGAAACUCGAUGUUAUUUCCUAGCAAAGAUGUCAAGCUAAAUGUACUUAAUUAUAAAUAACCCCACAUUUAAAUGUAUAACUGUUUAGCUGAGAGAUGUAUUUUAACAAAUAAAUAUUCACAAUAUCA